UUGGGCGAGCGACACCGACCAAAACAAGAUUCACCUGUGUUACAAAAGUUUGCAGCGUACUGUCAGCCACUUAAAAAUGUGCCUUUUGAAAGAUAUAAGUUUUAUUCUAGAAUGCAAGAAUCGGGAGAGUCUUACGAUCACUAUCGGACAGCUCUUCGACAGUUAGCAGAAAGGCGCGAGUUCGAAUCGAUUACCCCCAAUCAGAUUUUACGUGACAAGCUCGUAUUUGGAAUUCGCGAUUCAAAGGUUCGUGAGAGGCUUCUUCGUGAGAAGAAUUUGUCGUUGAAGAAAACUGACGAGAUUUGUCGUUCUCACGAGACCAUGGUACAGCAGAUGAGGGUUGUUGGCGAUGCCGUUCUAAGCGUUGCAGAUGCCGGAAACGUGAAUGCUGUGUCUAAAAAGCCUAAAAGAGGGAAACGUAGGCGAGGUCGUGGCUCGAGGAAUGCUAACACGCGGCGAAAUAGUUGUGAAUUUUGCGGACGUGAGCAUGACGUAGCGAAGCGUGAGAACUGUCCAGCUUUUGGAAGGAGCUGCAGUAAGUGUGGCAAGAAAAAUCAUUUCGCAAACGUAUGUUUUGGACACGCGCCUAAGCCCACGACUCGCACGCAUCCUGUGCAUUGUUUCGGAGAUGAGCUUUCGGACGAAGUUUUUGGUAACGCUGAAGUUGGAAUCUGGAAAUUAUCUUCGUUUUCAGCCCGAUACCGCAGCUCAGUGCAAUGUUGUCCCUUUGCAUCUAUACAAGAAAGCCACUAA
Molecule: messenger RNA, 753 nt
Organism: Porites lobata
Lineage: Eukaryota; Metazoa; Cnidaria; Anthozoa; Scleractinia; Poritidae
Source: the annotation of a GenBank genome assembly